Messenger RNA from Penicillium maclennaniae, 1713 nucleotides. RefSeq lists its product as uncharacterized. The transcript has a single exon. The record is from RefSeq and is a predicted model, not a curated record. Bases 1 to 1713 code for a protein of 570 amino acids. NCBI's taxonomy places the organism in Eukaryota, Fungi, Ascomycota, Eurotiomycetes, Eurotiales, Aspergillaceae. Gene Ontology annotation, molecular function: flavin adenine dinucleotide binding; oxidoreductase activity.
AUGAACUCAUUCAUGAUGGAGAGAAACGAAAUAAUUCAAAAGGUGCCCCCGGUCAAAAUAAUCAUUGUUGGAGGCGCCGUUGGCGGGAUGUCAGCAGCUCUUCGAGCGCGGCGACUGAAUGAGACAGCUUCGAUCAUUUUCAUUGAGAAAGAUGACCACACGUGUUACGCCAAUUCUGGUGCACCUUCCUCGGUGGGUGGUGUGAUUCAGACAGAUACCUUUCUCAUCCACCAGUCACCCACGGGGCUGAAAGAUCGAUUCAAUUUGGAUGUGCGUGAUAACACUGAGCUAGUCAAAAUAUCGAAAGAACAGCAUUCGAUUCUAGUGAGACGAUCGGACACUAAUGAAAUUUAUCCCCUGCCGUACGAUAAAUUGAUCCUCGCCCUAGGCGCUUAUUUACUUCUACCGCACGUCCCGGGCAUCGACAACGCCAACGUGUUCUCCUUUCAAACAAUGGCGGAUCUAGAACGGAUCAAUAAGUUCGUUCAAGCAAAUCUGUGCCGAUCGGCUGUGAUCAUCGGGGGAGAAUAUCUCGCUCUAAAAGCUCUCGAGAGUCUUUACCACUUUGGACUUCACGUCAGCGUUGUGCACGCCCAGGAGCGCAUCUUUGAAGACUUCGACGUCGACAUUGCGAAUCUGAUACAAUCGGAACUCACAAAAAAUGGGAUUCAAUUUUACCGGAAUGCCAGUAUUCAGAAAAUUUGUCCUGGAAAUAGUGAAGGUGGCUGUGUCGUGACACUGGCCAGCGAUAUCAGCAUCCCGGCCGAUAUCAUCGUAUUAGCCACUGGGCUUACUCCCCGAAUCGAGGUUGCAAAAGACUCCGGUCUUGAAUGCAGAAAUGGAAUCUUGGUGAAUCCAUUUAUGCAAACCAGUGAUUCUGAUAUUUAUGCGGUUGGUGAUGUUGCAGAAACCGAGGCUUCCAUCUCGCCUAGGUUAAAUUUGCCACCUCUCGGCGGUCCCGCAAGUCAGCAAGGUCGCGUUGCAGCUGAUCACAUUAUGCAAAGAGCAUUCCCAUAUCGGGGUCCUAUCGGCACCUACAGCUGCAGAGUACCUCAUCUCACUGUGGCUAUCAUCGGGCCUUCGGUACAGGCACUUAAGAGAAUUGGUUUUUACCCUCUAUCAGUAACAGCUCAUAUCCCUGACCACCCUGGGUACUAUCCAACAUCUCAACAAACGACGGUGAGGUUGGCAUUUCAGCAAGCCAGUGGACGUCUUUUGAGUGCUCAAAUCCUUGGUCGCUCGGGGGUAGAGAGACGAAUUGACGUCGUGUCCACGGCGUUGCAAGCUGGCAUGUCUGUCUUUGACUUGGAGAAUCUCGAACUAUCAUACACUCCUGAGUAUGGCUCAGCAAAAGACCCAGUCAAUAUGGUCGGUAUGAUAGCGAGCAAUUUAGUCAGAGGAGACCUUCAUGUCGUCUCACCACGCGAUCUUAGCGAUCACCUGCUCGAUUGGCAAAUUGUCGAUGUACGCUCUGCUGAAAGCUUUGCCACGUGCCAUGUUCCAUCCGCGGUGAACGUUCCCAUUGAUGAACUGCGUGAGAACUUGGACAAAUUUGACAAAAAACGUCCAAUGGUUGCAUACUCGAGAGUGGGCUAUCAUGGCUACCUUGCUUAUCGAAUUCUGGUACAGUCAGGGUUUCAGGUGGCUAAUCUGGACGGAGGCUUGAAAUUAUUGAUUGAAGGAGGCUCCGAUAUACGCUUGGCGUCGAGUUGA